Symbiodinium sp. CCMP2592 is the source of this 1221-nucleotide messenger RNA. Lineage: Eukaryota; Dinophyceae; Suessiales; Symbiodiniaceae. The record is from the annotation of a GenBank genome assembly.
AUGUCCGUGAAGCAUGAGCAAUUGGCCUUGAGAAGCAUCGAUGACUCAGCACUGCCUUUUGACGAGCGGGUUGCACUCAAAUUAGCUUGGGUGGACCAGCCGUCAGGCACGAUGGGGAUUCAGUUCCAGAGCGUGUUGCAGCCUCCUGAGUAUCUUCCAUGCAUGAACAACGUGUCUUCCUGGAGCCAUACUUGUCUCUCAGCUGGCACAGGUGGUCUAGCCGAGUCUAGCCGUGAGGAACGUUGCGGCCUUCUUCCCCAUUCACGCUGGCAAACUCAGCCACGUCUUCACCUUCACAAGUUCGAGACUCAUGAUGUGUCAAAUGCGAGCUCUCGAUCCUUUGCCUGUCUUGAGCGCCAGAUGCUCGGACCACAAGACACGCCACUUGGGCUGUUUCGGCUCUCAUGGCUGGUUUUUGUUCCAAUAUCCUUUGCUUGGUACGCUUGCUAUCCAAAUUUCGCUUUCACAGCAACAAACUGGUGCACUCUGUAUUGCCUCUGUGGCUGGGGCUACUGUGAUAACUGCGUCCCGUGCCCUUGCUGCUAUUGCUUUCCGUGGUCCUUCUGGGCCAUAGGAAGUUUUGUCUUGAUGGCGUUGUUGACUUUUGGCAUUGCACUCAUCGACCUGGUUUGGUAUCUUGUCAACGGAAUAGCUGCGGUCUGCUUGCUGCCAUUGAUGCCCAUGCUUGAGCAAAACCACUGGCACAACAUGGACCGAGCCAUCCUAUUCUGCGUUGAUGAUGUUGCCUUCACCUUCGCGGCCACACCGUUCUAUCUUAGUUACAUUCUCUACAACAUCUACGAGCUCACCGUAAACUGGAAGGGUUGGAGGGAUGCCAAAGAAGAGCAACGCAUCCUCUUCGGGAUCUUCCGCCCAAGCGUGGGCAGAGCAUGGACCUAUACUCAAGCAGUCGAUGCCUUCACAGACCUGGCAGCACUGCUCGGCUACUGCUUGCACUAUCCUGCAUGGUUUUCCAGCCUCUGGGCAGUGACGACUUUCAACUCCUGGGCCAUCAUGCUGGGCGUUGCCAAAGAAAAGGUCAGCUACCCAAGCGGGCUGUUGGCAUCGCUGUUAGCUGAAGACAUAUUCCAGGGUUUGGUUCUCUCAUUCUGUUUGGCAUUCGGCGUUUUGAAGAAGGACGUGAAAUGGACGUCCUUCUUCAAUUCGCCGAACUCAUUCAGAAUGAGUUCAUGGUCUAUUCAGCAGCAUUAUCCGUGCUAA